GGUAUUGGUCGGCCAAGCGUAUACCAUGCGGUGGUGGUCAUAUUUCUAGAAUUCUUUGCCUGGGGGCUCCUGACAACUCCAAUGCUAACGGUCUUACAUGAAACAUUUUCCCAUCAUACAUUUUUAAUGAAUGGUCUUAUUCAAGGUGUUAAGGGCUUUUUGUCCUUUUUCAGUGCUCCGCUAAUAGGUGCUCUAUCCGAUGCAUGGGGAAGAAGAUCUUUUCUUCUUCUUACAGUUUUCUUCACCUGUGUCCCAAUUCCAUUAAUGAGAAUAAGUCCAUGGUGGUACUUCGCUAUGAUUUCGGUAUCUGGAAUCUUUUCUGUUACCUUUUCUGUAAUAUUUGCCUAUGUAGCUGAUGUAACACAAGAACAUGAAAGAAUUACAGCCUAUGGACUGGUAUCUGCCACCUUUGCAGCAAGUUUGGUAACUAGUCCUGCCAUUGGAGCAUACCUGUCUGCUAGGUACGGAGAUGACCUUGUUGUACUAGUGGCCACGCUGGUGGCUGUUGUGGACAUCUGCUUCAUCCUGCUGGCUGUACCAGAAUCUCUGCCAGAAAAAAUGAGACCUGCUUCAUGGGGAGCUUCUAUAUCAUGGGAACAAGCAGACCCCUUUGCAUCUCUGAAGAAGGUUAGAAAAGAUUCUACAGUCCUCCCGAUCUGCAUUACAGUGUUUCUCUCCUAUCUGCCUGAGGCUGGCCAGUAUUCUAGCUUUUUCCUGUACUUGCGACAGAUUAUAGGUUUUGGAUCUGCUAGCAUUGCAGCAUUUAUAGCUGUGGUAGGCAUUCUGUCUAUAAUAGCUCAGACUGUGUUUCUCAGUAUCUUGAUGAGGUCGAUAGGGAACAAAAAUACAGUUCUCCUUGGCCUUGGCUUUCAAAUCCUUCAGUUGGCUUGGUAUGGUUUUGGAUCUCAGUCUUGGAUGAUGUGGGCAGCAGGAGCUAUAGCAGCAAUGUCAAGCAUUACAUUCCCAGCAAUCAGUGCUCUGGUUUCACGAAAUGCAGAGUCAGAUCAACAAGGUGUUGUCCAAGGAAUAAUAACUGGAAUAAGAGGUCUGUGCAAUGGCCUGGGACCAGCACUGUACGGCUUUAUUUUCUUUCUCUUUCAUGUGGAGCUCAAUGAAUUGCCACCUGAUCAGACUUCUGGAAAAAAAGCAAUGCAAGAUCCCAGUGAUGAGAGAGCAAUCAUUCCUGGUCCACCCUUCCUGGUUGGAGCAUGCGUUGUUCUUCUGGCUUUUCUAGUUGCCUUAUUUAUUCCUGAGCACAGCAAAGCCAGCAGUACCAGGAAACACAGUAACAGCAUCAGCAGUACUCUGAGUAACAGCCAAGACCGAAGUAGUGAAGAGGACAUUGAACCAUUGCUGCAAGAUAGCAGUGUAUGA
Balearica regulorum gibbericeps (East African grey crowned-crane) is the source of this 1374-nucleotide messenger RNA. Lineage: Eukaryota; Metazoa; Chordata; Aves; Gruiformes; Gruidae. The record is from RefSeq and is a predicted model, not a curated record.